AUGUCAUGUAGUGUUCCAGAAAAGCUUGGUAAAGUGUAUAAAUCCUUGUCUUCUUGCAUUUUUGAAAAUCUCGCGUUUGAAGAAUACAUUUUUCGAAACCACGACGUUGCGAAAAAUGGAGAAGCUUUGAUUACUUGGAGGUUUUAUCGGGUUCUUAUGCAAAUUGAAUUUUUUUUACAGUAAUCGACCUGCCGUAGUGUUUGGUAGACAUCAAAACCCAUGGCUUGAAGUAAAUUUGAAAUAUGCGAAGAAUAACGAAAUCUCCGUAGCUCGCCGACAUAGCGGGGGUGGAGCAGUUUACCACGACGAAGGUUGGAAAGCGUUCAAUUUGUCCUAUAGAAGCAUAUUUAAAACCUUUAACUAAAAUAUAAUUGUGGAAAUGAUCCCAGAACAAACUUCUCAGGAAACGUGAAUUUCUCCCUGCUAACCACCCACCAAGCGCACUGCCGUCCGAGAAAUCUUCGAUUUGUUUCCGAGGCUCUCAAUAACGCUUACAAAUUGCAAGUCUGUUUCCCGAGCCUGAUUUUUCACACCCGAAAAGAUUGUUCCAAACAAGCGCGACGACAUGGAGCUGCAGCCCGGAAACAGGAAGUGCUCAGGGACGGCCGCUAGGAUCGCCCACGGCAUGGCCUACCACCACUUUACUCUUCUAGUCGUCGCCAACCUCAAAGUUCUGUCAGCGUCACUCAACUCCCCGCACAAGGUGAGACUUGUCCUUUUUUCCAGCUUAUUUCUUUGAAGAACCUCAUCGAAACGACUGCGACUCGGAGUGUUCGAGCGCCGGCGGUUGGUUUUUUGGCUCAAGAUGAUCAGCGCGUGAAUGUUCCAAGUGUCACUGACGUCAUCGUACGAUCUUUUUGCGAUAAAAAUCAAGUAGGAUUUUGUUUUUCUUGGAUUUUGGUUCUCUAGUCGCAGGCAAUAGAAUACUUUCACCUUUGACAGUUAUUAUUUGAUGAAAGUUUGAAUUAAAAAAUUAUUUUUCCAAUUUAAAACAUGCGUUUAAAUCCAAAAUACUUGAAAUUAAAUUCCAUGGACAUAUAGCACAUCUGUUCAGCCCGUCCGGUUUGGCACACUGUAUUUUUGUUUUAAUAAUGAAGUUAUUGCAUGCAAACGACAGCAAGUCUUGACAAAAUGGCCAAAUUUGAGAAAUCCGUCUUCUAAAUUUAGUAAGUAUAAAGUCGUUUUUUCCUGUACUUUUCUAUCUAAUAAUGUCAAAAAUAGCCCUGUUCACUUUUUUAAAUAGAAAAAGGAGUAAAGAAUGGUCUAAUAUGGUCAGUGGAGACGGCGCAGUGCAAACUGACGGGUCCCUGUACGUCUGAACUGGUGUGAUAGAAGAAUAUUUUUCGGUCACAAAUCACGGAUUUUCAAAUCUUAGUGGGAAAGCACGCCGAAGAUUAUGUUCCUGUUUUCCACGAUAUCGUUGCAGGGAGCUGAGGUCGAAGUGAUAGACGUUGGUUUCGAGAUCGAAAAUAACGCCGAUAUGAGAAAGAUCUACGACGAGCUGUGUGACUGGAAAUGGAUAUACGGCAAAAGUCCUUCAUUUGUCUACCGGAAGGACGACGUAGCUGCAACUGUCAAGAACGGCAUCGUCGUCGAGUCUACAGGAAGUCUCAACGCCGGAGAACGAUUUGCACUAGACUAA
Caenorhabditis auriculariae is the source of this 1642-nucleotide messenger RNA. Lineage: Eukaryota; Metazoa; Nematoda; Chromadorea; Rhabditida; Rhabditidae. The record is from the annotation of a GenBank genome assembly.